Molecule: messenger RNA, 1698 nt
Organism: Chaetomium globosum CBS 148.51
Lineage: Eukaryota; Fungi; Ascomycota; Sordariomycetes; Sordariales; Chaetomiaceae
Exons: 5
Coding region: 1-1698 (565 amino acids)
Biological process (GO): transmembrane transport
Molecular function (GO): transmembrane transporter activity
Source: RefSeq, a predicted model, not a curated record
AUGACCAAUCAAAUAAAAAAAGGGCCAAAGCUGCCUGCCCAGCAGUUGGCAAUUCUAGCCGUUGCUAGGUUUGCCGAGCCCCUAGCCUUAACUUCCGUCUUCCCCUAUCUCCCAGAGAUGAUAGCCAGCUUUGGCGUUGAAAAGAACGACGUCGCAAAAUGGGCGGGCUUUACGGGAGCUAUCUUCUCCGUCGCUCAGAGUUGCACUGCUGUCGCCUGGGGGAGGGCCUCCGACAAGUUCGGCCGCAAGCCCAUCAUUCUUUCCGGUCUUGCCAGUACCAUGGUGUGCUUCCUGAUCUGGGGCAUGUCGACCAGCCUCCCGAUGGCCAUCGCCGUCCGUGCCAUUAUGGGAGGCGGCAAUGGCAAUGCAGAGAUGGUGCCAGAAAAGUCACUCCAGCCCAAAGCCUUCUCCCUCAUGCCUCUUGUGUGGAGUAUUGGUUCCGUUUUUGGUCCUGCCUUUGGCGGCUUCUUCGCCCGCCCUGCUGAGCAGUACCCCGGCCUCUUUGGUAACAUAGAGUACUUCAAGCGCUAUCCUUUCGUGUUGCCAAAUCUGAUGGCCUGCUUCGUGUUCUUUAUCUCUUUCAUGACAGGACUGAUGUUCCUUAAGGAAACACUCCACAGUAAACGCCACAGGCGCGACUGGGGUUUAGUGUUGGGCGAGAAACUAACCCGUUCCCUCAAACCAUCAAAGACGAAGGCUAAGCGGAGAAGACUGUCGUUUGUCGACGACGAGGCAUCAGCGCCCCUGCUAGCCGAGUCGGUCAUGUCUGGUUCCGAGCAGAGCGCCGCCAAGGAAGAUCCCGUCUCCAACAGCGAGAUCUUCACCGCCCAGACGAGCAUCAACCUCCUGUCGUACACCUUCCUAGCCCUACACGCCGUCGCCUACGACCAGGUCCUCCCCGUCUUCCUCAACUACCCGCGCGUAAUCCCCGACGAGACCAACACCCACCUCCCCUUCAAGUUCAAUGGCGGCUUCGGCCUCAGCUCCGACAAGAUCGGCACCAUCUACACCGUCUACGGCAUCGCCUGCGGUGUGGUACAAUUCCUCCUCUUCCCGACCCUGUGCGCCCGCUUCGGCGUGCUAAACUGCUACCGGACAGCGACCCUAAUCUUCCCCCUAAUCUACCUCCUCACCCCCUACACCGCGCUCAUCCAAGACACCACCACGCGCUACGCCGUCUUCCUGACCAUCAUGCUCGCCAAAGGCUUCGUCGUCAUCAUCGGCUUCCCCUGCACCACCAUCCUGCUCACCAACAGCGCCUCGUCGCUGCGCAUCCUCGGAACCCUCAACGGGUUCGCCACCACCUUCAGCGGGCUCGGCCGCGCCGUCGGCCCCGCCGCCGCUGGCGCCGUCUUCAGCUGGGGCGUGAAGGAGGGCUAUGCCAUUGCGCCGUGGUGGAUGCUGGCGUUGAUUGCGAUGGUGGGGGCCGUGCCGCCGUGGUUUAUUGUCGAGGGCGAUGGGCCGACGAGCAGCUUGGGGGCUGGUUCUGAAGGGGAAGAGGAGGAGGAGGAUGACGAGGAGGGGGGUGAGAGGGAGAGGGAGAGUUUGUUGAGGGGGAGGAGGGUGGUUUGUGAGAGUGAGGGGGGUGAGGAUGAUGAGAAUGGGGAUAUUGCGGUGUCGGACUCGGAAGGGGAGGAGGUUGUUAAGAAGAGGGGGAGAGCGAGGGGGUACGGGACUGUUAAUGGCGUGUCGAGGUGA